UGUGGAGUGCAGCAAGAAGAAGAAUAACAGAGGAAGAAAACACAAAAUAAAGUCAUACGAAUAAAAAUACAGAGAAUUCACUGCCAAAAAUAUGUCUGCACCGCUGGAGAACCUGGAGACGCAGCUGGAGAUGUUCAUCGAGAAUGUGCGUCAGAUUCGCAUAAUCGUCAGCGACUUCCAGCCGCAGGGCCAGAACGUACUCAACCAGAAAAUCAACAGCCUGGUCACCGGCCUGCAGGAGAUCGACAAGCUGCGCAACCAGGUGCAGGAUGUGUACGUGCCCUUCGAGGUGUUCUUCGACUACAUCGACCAGGACAAGAAUCCCCAGCUCUACACGAAGGACUGCGUGGAGAAGGCACUGGCCAAGAACGAGGAGGUCAAGGGCAAGAUCGAGAGCCUCAAGAAGUUCAAGUCGAACCUGCUGCUGGAGCUGUACAAGACGUUUCCCAACGAAAUGAACAGCUAUCGUGCCUACAGAAAGGACUCCAUGUGACUCCACCUCCCCCACCCCCAAAACCGUGUAGUGUUGUAAGCCCAUAAUUUAUCCAAUAAAUUUUAUAUAUG
Molecule: messenger RNA, 564 nt
Organism: Drosophila subobscura
Lineage: Eukaryota; Metazoa; Arthropoda; Insecta; Diptera; Drosophilidae
Product: mediator of RNA polymerase II transcription subunit 10
Exons: 2
Coding region: 92-493 (133 amino acids)
Biological process (GO): positive regulation of transcription by RNA polymerase II
Cellular component (GO): mediator complex; chromatin
Molecular function (GO): transcription coregulator activity
Source: RefSeq, a predicted model, not a curated record